UGCGUCUCCUUCCUCUGAAGCCUAACCACUCUCUCUCCCCCCGUCUUCUCUCUCCUCAAAAAGUUCUCUCCGUUUCAAACCCUUCAAAGUCUUGAACCAAGAACAUGGCUCCUAGGGAUGGACCCGCCGCUCUCGCCGCCUCCAAUCCGGCCCACACUGCCAAGGAGAUCCGAUACAGAGGUGUUCGCAAGAGGCCGUGGGGGCGUUACGCCGCUGAGAUUCGUGAUCCCGGCAAGAAAACCCGUGUUUGGCUUGGCACUUUUGAUACGGCGGAAGAGGCGGCGCGUGCCUACGACGCGGCGGCUAGGGAGUUCCGUGGCGCGAAGGCCAAGACUAAUUUCCCGUGUCCGUCUGAACUUCCGAUGAACAACUUCAGUCGCAGCCCUAGCCAGAGCAGCACGCUUGAAUCGUCAUCGCCGCCGCCGCCGCCAGUUGCUCCUCCACCGCUGGAACUCUCCCUUGGGACGUACACUUCCGGCGGUGCUUUGGGGUUCCCGGUCAUUCCUGUAGCUCGCCCGGUGAUGUUUUUUGACGCGUUUGCUCGGGCGGACAGCAUGAUGGCAGCUGCCGGCCGUCGUGAGAUGUGCGGCUUUGAACGGCCUUUUCUGGAGUUCCGCCGCUCCGCCGGCGAUGGCGGUGCCCACAGUGACUCUGAUUCGUCCUCCGUGGUGGACUACGAGCGUGGCUCGCCUCGCACAGUCUUAGAUCUUGACCUCAACGUUCCUCCUCCGGCGGAGGUUGCCUGAUCUGGCUGUGUUUUGAAGAUCCUCCGGCCAAGAUCCGACGUUUUUUAUAUAUCUACUUCAUAUUUUUUUUCCUAGUGAUUUUAGAAAAAAGGAAAGGAAAAAAAAAAAAACAGUCUUUCGAAGAUGUAGACAGCUGGGAGAGAAAGUAGCUGACAUGCUUAGGAUUUGAUGACGACGAUAAUAUCCGCACGUUGUGUAAAUAGAUGAUAACAGAAUCCCUUUUUGCAGCUUGUGUGAGAACUUGACAAGAGUUUCUCUCAUAUGGUUGUUUCUGAAUUUACUAUUCAUCUUUAUAUAUAAUGGAAAUCAAUCGAUCUCUUUUUUGUUCCCA
Messenger RNA from Neltuma alba, 1077 nucleotides. RefSeq names its product ethylene-responsive transcription factor 4. NCBI's taxonomy places the organism in Eukaryota, Viridiplantae, Streptophyta, Magnoliopsida, Fabales, Fabaceae. Gene Ontology annotation, biological process: regulation of DNA-templated transcription. The record is from RefSeq and is a predicted model, not a curated record. Bases 105 to 746 code for a protein of 213 amino acids. Gene Ontology annotation, molecular function: DNA binding; DNA-binding transcription factor activity. The transcript has a single exon.